Miscanthus lutarioriparius is the source of this 342-nucleotide messenger RNA. The record is from the annotation of a GenBank genome assembly. Lineage: Eukaryota; Viridiplantae; Streptophyta; Magnoliopsida; Poales; Poaceae.
AUGGCUGCUGCUCGCCUCGCUACCCCCCCACCAGAUCUCCGACGGCUGCUGCUCGCCUCGCUCGCUGCCCCCAUCACAGAUCCCGGCGCCUCCCCUCGCCGCUCAAUUCCGCUCCGCCGCGUCGCGAUCGAUCCAUCCAUCCGCUCCCAGACGACGGCCGCGCGCCGCGGAUCGGCAGCCGCCGGGGCUGCUCCGGCGUCGCGAAUGGCCGCGCUCGACGGGGCGACACGCGGCGCGGAUCCUGGAGCUCGCCGGCAGCGGUGGCGUCGUCGGCGUCGGUGGGCGGAGAUCGGUGGGGACCGGACGGGGACGGUUCCGGACUGCCCAUGGGAGUCCGCGUGA